AUGCCACCUGUAAAAGAUGAAAAACCUCCUGUUCGUCCAUUGAAUACUUCCGCACAAAUUCAACAAAUCUUUACCGAAGUUCAAUUACAACUGCCUAGUGUUAACUUCGAUAAUGAUGAUGAUGAUGAUUCAAAUAAUAAUGAAGAAAUACUUGAAUCAACUAUUCCUGAAAAUACGGAUGAUCUUCUUGAAUCUUUAUCAAAUACGAAUACAAAUUCAUUUCUUACAUUACAUCCAAGAAUUGAAACACCUCAACAACCACCAAGUGUUGAAUCACAAAUGCGUCUUUCUCCUAAUCCAUUAGAUAAUUCAUUACAAAAUCAAAAUUCACCACCAAAAUCAUCAUUCCUUUCAAUGGAUCUUUUCAAUACAAUUGAUUUCGAUAAAUUACCAUCUUUAAUAUCUAAUAAUGAUCGUCCUCAACAUUCAACUGGAACACGUUCAUUUCAUCGUCCACGACCAAUGAAUAAUAAUCCUAUAUCAACUGACCAACAAACGAAUGUAAAAAAUCGUGAUGAUCGUCAAAUUCUUGAGCGUCUUGCUCAACAAGCAAAUAAAUUUAAUAUUAAUCAAAGAUCUCAUUCAACACAAGAACAACAUGAUUCAUUUAGAGAAAUAGAAUCAGCUUUAUAUGCUGCAUCUCAGGAUCGACAUGGAAAAAGAAUAGGAAUACCUGAAUCUGAACGUAAAACAAUUUAUAUUGAUUUGCGUAAUGCAAAUGUUCAACAACAAGAAAAACUUCAAGAUGAACAACAAUCAACUAAUCCUAUUAACCCAUCAUCGUCACAACAAAUACAAUCAUCAGAAUCAGAAAGUGAUGAUGAUGAUGAUGACGAUGAUCGUAAUGACGGGAUGUUAUGGUUUGAAAAACGACAGCAAGCAAAAACCCAACAACAACCGAAUUCAACAAAUCAAUAA
Messenger RNA from Adineta steineri, 918 nucleotides. Lineage: Eukaryota; Metazoa; Rotifera; Eurotatoria; Adinetida; Adinetidae. The record is from the annotation of a GenBank genome assembly.